AUGGCAGCUAAGUUAAUAGUCUUCCUGUGCGCUGUGGCAGCUGCCCGUGGGGGUGGUUUGUACUCAGCUCCUCUAACUACAUACGCCGCAGCACCAGUUUAUAAAAGCUAUGCAUCACCUGCUUACGCAACGUACGCUGCGCCAGCGUACUCUGCGUACUCCGCCCCAGCGUACUCUGCAUAUUCGACGUACGCGGCACCCGCAUACUCUGCUCCAAUAGUGAAGGCCGUCGCCCCUGCGGUCUCAUCUAUCUCGUCUUACUCAACACAGACGUCUCACGCUGCGCCUUAUGUGGCUAAAGCAGUUGCAACUUACGCUGCUGCACCUGUCGCCACUUACGCCGCGCACGCCGCUCCCGUCGCCACAUAUGCAGCUCAUGCUGCCCCCCUGUCUUACGCCGCACACGCUGCCCCUCUGACAUACGCAGCACCCGCAGCCUCUUAUGUGACUAAGACAUUCGCGGCUCCCGCAGUCUCUUACGCACAAUCUGCACCUCUAUAUACCAAGACCAUUGCUCCUGUCGCCGCAUACGCCGCUGCUCCCGUUGCAACUUAUGCUGCCCAUGCUGCUCCGUAUGCCACAUACGCCGCUGCACCUGUAGUGAAGUCCCUGACCUACUCUGCAGCCCCCGCCGUCUCUCAUGUGUCAUACAACGGUAUCGCUGCCAACUACGGCUGGUGA
Messenger RNA from Arctia plantaginis, 681 nucleotides. Lineage: Eukaryota; Metazoa; Arthropoda; Insecta; Lepidoptera; Erebidae. The record is from the annotation of a GenBank genome assembly.